Messenger RNA from Haliotis rubra (blacklip abalone), 405 nucleotides. Its product is annotated as sulfotransferase 6B1-like. The record is from RefSeq and is a predicted model, not a curated record. The coding region runs from base 1 to 405 and encodes 134 amino acids. Gene Ontology annotation, biological process: sulfation. Gene Ontology annotation, molecular function: sulfotransferase activity. Gene Ontology annotation, cellular component: cytoplasm. Lineage: Eukaryota; Metazoa; Mollusca; Gastropoda; Lepetellida; Haliotidae. The transcript has 4 exons.
AUGUCACUUUCCCGAUUUUUGUUGGAUGAAAAGUCGUUGAGAAUUGCCUGGGGCUCCUGGUUUGACGCUGUUCUCUCUUGGGAGAAACUAAUGAAUGAGUCUGACCACCCGGUGUUGAUAGUCAGAUACGAGGAGACUAAACAGGAUCCUGUCCGUGUGACCAAAAGCACUUCCGAAUUUCUAAAUAUAGACUGUCCGGAUCAGCUUGUCCGCGACAUAGCUGUACAAUCCGAUUUCACGAACAUGAAGACGGCAAGGGGAGAUAAUGCUAAGAAAAGUGAUGGUGACGCCAUCCACUACAGAAAAGGAAUCACUGGUGACUGGAAGAACUGGUUCACCGGUGCCCAGACGAAAUACUUCAAUGACAUUUACACACAGAAAAAUGAAGUAUUCCAAGUUUUAUGA